Messenger RNA from Nomia melanderi (Alkali bee), 5724 nucleotides. NCBI's taxonomy places the organism in Eukaryota, Metazoa, Arthropoda, Insecta, Hymenoptera, Halictidae. The record is from RefSeq and is a predicted model, not a curated record.
AUGAUUGUUGAUAUACACUUAUGUCAGGAUGACAUUUUGCAAGUGCCUAUGGGCGAGGAGAGGGAGCUCCGACUGAACGAGGCGAGCUUCGAACGAGCGGCCACACUACUCCGGCGGGUUCCGGAAUUCACUAUAGCCGCCGCUCUGCGACAGGAGGAGGCCAAUUCCGGGACGAUCGUCGCCUUUUCACAUGGGAACAAUAGAUAUUUGGAGCUGCAGAGCAGCGGUCGUAAAGACGAGCUUCGACUUCACUACGUAUCACGCCGAGACGGUACUGUCCACGUGGAGGCGUUUCCUUUCCGUUUGGCCGACGGCGCCUGGCAUAGGGUCGCCCUGAGCGUAAGCGGCUCGCAGGUCGAGCUGCUCGUCGACUGUCAUCCCUUGUACAGGCGGCUGCUCAGGCCUGGACCACCGGACACCAAUUUCACCCUGCCGCAGCUUCAGCUAUGGGUGGGACAAAGAAACGCCAGGCACUUUCUGUUCAAGGGUGCUUUGCAAGACGUGAAGCUGAUCCCCGGUCCCCACGGCUAUCUCUCGCAGUGUCCGCAGCUCGACUCGUCCUGUCCCACUUGCGGUCAAUUUUCUAUAUUACAAAACACAGUGGAGCAGCUGAUGCAUAACCUGAACGAGCUGACGCGUAGGCUAGCAGCUGCAGAGGGCAGAAUAAGCAAAGUGGAGGAGUGCGAGUGCCAAAAGUCGUGCAGGGCGAACGGGACCGUCCAUGAAGACGGCGCGACCUGGGAGAAGGGCUGCCAGCAGUGUUCUUGCGUCCACGGUGAGAUCGCCUGCAGGCCGACGCCCUGCGCCCCUGUCACCUGCAAGCAUCCCGUCAUUCCUCAGGGACAAUGCUGUCCCAUUUGCUUGAAGCAAUGCUACUUGCGCGGCGUGAUCUAUGAUCACGGCGAGAAAGUCUCGCCGAAACAUUGCGUCGAGUGCGACUGUUUCGACGGGAGUUUCACCUGCCAGAGGUUCGACACGGAAACCAGAUGUCCACCACUGCCUUGCCCGCCGAGCGAACAAAUAAGCGUGGCGGAGGAAUGUUGCAAAUUUUGUCCAGGGGUGGACUACUGCGCGAAGGGCCACAAGUGUCACGCGAACGCGUCCUGCCUGAAUCUUCAGACCACCUACGCCUGCCACUGCGAUAUCGGUUUCCAAGGGGAUGGUCAUAACUGUCACGACGUGGACGAGUGCAAACAGCAAGGUGGCUCCGAGGGCCACCACUGCAACGCCAACACGAAGUGUGUGAACGUGAUCGGCUCAUAUACGUGCGAGUGUCUUCCGGGUUACCACAGAGUCGACAAAUUCAACUGCGCCGAGCUCGACGAGUGCGCGACCGGCCAUCACGCUUGCGACGAACACGCCACGUGUGUCAACACCGCGGGCAGCUAUUAUUGUGUUUGCAAGGAGGGAUACACUGGCGACGGAUAUACCUGCAAACCUGUUUGCAAUCAGACCUGCCAGAAUGGCGGCGAGUGCGUGGCACCUGGAAGGUGUUCCUGUCGUCGCGGUUACAUCGGUAACAGUUGCGAGCUCGACUUGGACGAGUGUGCCAGCGACCUCCACAGGUGUCACCAAUCCUCAACCUGUUUCAACAUGCCUGGCUGGUACUACUGUCGCUGCAAGCCCGGCUACAGAAGCGCCCUUCACGACAGCACCCAGGGCACUCAAUGCCUAGACAUCGACGAGUGCAACGAUCAAACGAUCGAGAGGAGGCACACCUGCCAUCCUAGCGCGAAGUGCGUCAACACCGAAGGAGGGUACGAGUGUAUCUGUCCGCCUCAGGAGGACAAUCACACUUCGGAGGAAUGUAGGCUCAGCUGUUGGUUCGAAGGCAGAGAAGUGGAGAACGGCGAGACCCUAGCGCCAGCUGGGAACCCUUGCAGAAGGUGCAUGUGCAAAGAUGGCGUGAUCACCUGCAGAGAUCCUAUCUGCGACUGCAGUGCCCCGGGGAGCCGCAGGGACAAGUGCUGUCCGCAGUGCGAUCCUGCAGCUUCCUGCAGGCAUCAGGAGCUUCAUCAUUUGGUCUUCAGAAGCGGUGAACGAUGGAUAUACCAAUGCCAGACCUGCGAAUGCCUGUACGGCGAAAUAGACUGUUGGCAAAUGGAAUGUCCACCAGUGACCUGUUCUAACCCCGUCACCGAGGACGGUGACUGUUGUCCGCGUUGCGAGGACGAUCCUUGCGCGAGAGAACCGCCCGGGAAUGGCACCACCCUGUCAAUCCUGACACGACCUAGGCCCUGCAGCUACUCCGGGAUCAUACACGACAGUGGCAGCUCCUGGCAGGACCCCCAUGACAAAUGCACCACGUGCGAGUGCAAGGUGCCGUACUGCGCCCAAUUGGACGGGCAGCUAUGCUGCAGCUACGAUUACGGCUGCGCUGGCGAUCUGGGCGACAACGAGCAGCAACGUCCUCCAGUCGUUGUUCCUGAGCCUGUCGUACGCGGUCUACCGGGCCCUGCGGGGCUACCGUUGGCAGACGGUGCACCGGAAGCAGCUGUACCAGCGGUUACCGCUCCUACCGGCGGCGGCGCGACGCUCGCCGGCGCCUACCUUCUGUCGCCCUCGUCUUCUUCCUCGUCCGCCGUCACCGGCGGCGGUCCCAGUCCGGCCAGAAAAGUCCACUGGACACUGCAAACCGCGGUCCAGCCGAAGCCCCAGCAGCUGCAGCAGAGAGACGACCGACGCGCCCGGGCGCAGCAACAGCAGCAACCGGUCGCCACGGCCACAGCCAGGUACCAGGUGGUCGCCGGAGCCGCGUCGACGUCGCCGACGCAGCCCCAGCGCGCGACCACCGCGGCGUCGUCGCCGGCGUCGGCGUCGACGACAACCAAGCUGCCUGUCAAGCAUCAAGAAGCCAAGCCCGAGCUGCCGUCGCGCCGGCAGCGCGGCAAGCCAGCUGGCAGCCUCGCGGCAGCUCACCGGAACAACGUCUCCUCGUCUUCUUCUUCUCCUUCGUCCCCGUCCUCCUCGCCCCCGCUCGCGAUGCUGCCUCCGACGGAGCUGGACUCGGAGGACGAGGGAUCGUCGAGCACGGCCGCCGACGGCAUCGUGCGCAACGAGUACCGUCAGCCGGCGGCCGGCCGGCGACGCAGGAGCGGCGACAGCGCCGAGCCAGUGGCGCGGGACAGCGCCACUUGAGCCCCGCGUAGCCGCGGACAGCUAGAAGAGACAGCAAUCAGCAUUGGCAAGGCAUUCCAGGGGGUGUAGAUGCUACACGGGGUAUAGCCGGAUGAUACGUUAGCGAGCGGAGACGCGUUCUCCAGAUUGGCCAGCCUCGCCCGGUCCGAUCCGGGCGGCCGCGCGUUGAGGGCGAAGGGGACUAGAGGAGCGAAGCCAGCCGGCCAGGGGAAGGCACGUCCAACGGCGAGGCUCCUGUCGGAGAAAGGUUCCAGGCUGGAAGAGGACACUCCUUUCUGUCGGCUCGUCGCGUGGUCCUCGACACAGCUCCAACUUCCAUGGUUUAGCGCCGCGUUCACAGGAGGGACACUUUCACCGGGGGUCUAUCGCCCGCGCCGGCCGGGCUGACAGUGGUGACACGACGCGGUGGUGGUGCUGGGGUGAACGGUCCUCGGAGGACGAUCGGUGUGAGCCGGGCCUCAACUUCUAGUCCGUUUUAGAGUCGCUGUUUCGGAUAUGGGGACGGUGUUCGGCGAAAGAGAGCGUCGCGACCGUUCAGAUUCGAGGAGGAUCGGCCAGUCCCCUAUCGGGACGCUCGGCGCGGUGGGCUGCGGUGAUCGGCGAUCGUUCUCGAUCACCGUUAGCGGAGUAUCUGGUGCCAAAAACGAGCCCGCCAAGCCGCCGCCGACAUGUUCCUCUUCCGUCUGAGUGAACCAGAGGCGGAUAGGAUAUCGAACAGCGCGCACGGACUUUCUUUCCUUCUUUUCUCUUCCUCGUUUCUCUGUUUCGCUGUUCUCUUGAUUGGGGAAAGCCCUGCGCGUCGUCGGCACCGAUCGAGAUCGAGGUCCUUCGCGCGGCUGACGCGUGUCGGAUCGAGUUCUCGCGUAACAGUCACGACCUCGGGCGGAAACAGGCAGCCGGACGGCCGCGGAGAAUCGAGAAACUGAGCCCGACAGAGGCGCGUCCUCUUUCGCGAACUGAGCGAAAGGAGCGCGCUUCGCCGCGAAUUCUUCGCCCCCCCUCCCUCGCCGCCCCGGACUCCUUGUUUCGGCGUGUUUCAUUGAACAGGUAGCGCACAAUAUUUGGGCCUUAUAAAGUAUAUAAAAUUGUUCGAUGUUCCGCUACGGUGAAGCCUCGUUCUAAAUCCGUACUACCGAACGGUUCGGCGAGAGGCGCAACGAUGACAGCGGUGUAUAAUUAUCGUAAGGAAUUGAAUAUCCCAACGAGAAGAACAGAGGUUAUUUAACAUAGGAGAGUUCCGUAAUAUACUAUAAUAUAUACGAAUAUAUAUAUAUAUAUGAACCAAAAUGUAUAUUAUUUAUAUAUAUAUGUAUGUAUAUGUACAUAAUGUACAUGUAAUGUAUGUAUAUAUAUACAUAAUGUACAUUCGAAAAAGUGGGUGAUCCGGAAAACGGAGAAAAAAACCCCCUCUAUCGAUGUUGAGUAUUGCGAAUCGAACGGCGGCGACGACUAACGACUUAAUGAGAAAGGAAAAAUUAUUGUAAUUAUCGAUGAUCAUAUCUCGUGACAAUAUAGAAUUGAGACGCUCCCGGUAAUCUCUAUCGGAAAAGGCUAUACACAAUCAAUUAUAGCUCGUGUUUUUUCCUGGCGAAAUAUAGUCUACGCUUGAAAGUAAAGUUAAGGAUCAUUUAGGGUACUGAUCGGAUUGCGUCGUGAGAAAUCCAUGGUUCCGUAGGUGAACGAGCACAGGCGAUCGUAUUGGUUCAGUUUCUCUGGUUCCGGACGCCGCUGGCCUGGUCUAUGCCUGAUCCAGGGUGUCGAGUUGAUCAUCGAACGCGCAAAAACCUGUGCCACCGCGGCUUACAAGGCCUUGGCCCUUGGACACUUUGCAUGACGAGCAUCGGACGUGUCUGAUGAACCGUUAUAUAUCUACGCCUCGAGAAUCACGCUCGUUUCGUUGGAAAUCCAUUCGAACGGUCGACGGUUGAAAUAGGAUCGGCACGCGCCAUUUUGAAUUUAGCCAAGAUCGAAGUCGGGACUAGGUUAAAUUUCACCGCGCGCGGACGAUUGUCGCGCGUGUAACCACGAAUUAUUUUGUUAACGACGACGUACGACACGAUUAUUUAUAGAGUAUAAUUAUCGCUAAGAGAGUCAAGUGUUCGGUUAAAGCAAUAGGAGUUUAUUCGCUCAAGAUUGAGGUUAGGUUCACGGAGGACGUCGAUUCGAAGCGAAUAAGUAAUACAACGAUAACGAAUGAUUUUUUGUAGAUAGGCAUCGACGAUCGAAUUGAAUCCGUGACGGGACGAUCGAAAUGGAAUGGAUGGAAACGAAGUGUUCAGAUCGCAGACACGUCUGACCGUUCACCAUGCCGAUUAGGUCUCCUGUUCAAUUAUUAGUUGUACACCGGACGAUGAACGUGCCGGCUCGCUCGAACGAUUCUUUAUCUCGCUCAACCAAACGCGACCACUACGACUACAUUCCUCCUUGAUUAACAAUAAGUAGGCACUAAUGAGAGAAACAUAUAAAUAUAUAAAUAUAUAUAUAUAUAAUUAUAUAUAUAUAUGUAUUUAUAAAUGGCAGAAGGAGGAGAAGAAAGAAAUCACUAAAUAAUUAUAAUAAAUGGAUGAACUAAAUAAAUGAGUAAAA